AUCAUGGCGGCUGCAUUCUCAGCUUGGGGGUCAAAAAUACGUGAAGAUCUGUCCUGCAGCAUCUGCCUGGAGCUGUUCACCAGGCCCAAGGUGCUGCCCUGUCAGCACACCUUCUGUCAGGACUGUCUACAGGACCAUGCAGGGAAGGGAGGGACCUUCCAGUGCCCAAACUGUCGUCAGAAGGUCCGGCUGUCACCCAAGGGGGUCGCAGGUUUGCCUGACAAUCGCCUGGUCACAAGUCUGUGUGAGAAAGUCCAACAGCAAGUUACACUGUCAGGGGAAACAACUGAACUACGUCAACCUCAAAACAGGUGCGGCUUUCAUUCCUCUGAGAAAUUAAAGCUCUAUUGUAAACCAUGUCGUGUGCCUAUCUGUGAACUGUGUCUAGAAGAAACUCAUGAUGACCAUCUCACGACAACCAUCAAAAAAGCUGCACAGGAAAGGAGCUCUACAGUCCAGGCUUUGAUCAAUGAGGGGAGGAACAUUCUGGAAAGUUACUGUGGUUUUGUCAGAGAUUUGGGAGAAGAGGAGACAAGCCUGAAUGAAACGAUACAAGCAACAAAAAAUGGCAUCGUUCAGGCCUACAACCAAAUGGUGCAGAAACUCGCAGAGCAAAAAGACCAGCUCUUAGCUGAAGCAGAACAGAACAAAAGCAAGAACUUGGAAAGCAUAGAUAAUGUUAGAGAGGGAGUGUUGGCAGAUGUCAGCGAACUGUCCGCUGCCUGUGAUCGAGCAGAACAAGACAUGGAGCAGGGAGGGCUUGCAUUACUUAGUCAAGAGACUAUUUUGACAGGGGUGGUAGGAAAGUACAGAGGAAAAGCGGCACCAACUCCCGUACAAACCCAGCCUGCUGUCUUUCAGCCCACAGACACCCCCGUGCCAGUAUUGGGACAUGUGACGGUCCAACCUAUCCCAUCUGCAUCAAUCCCAGCAGCACCUGCAGCAAGGGGAACAGGUCAUCACCAUGGUAACCAAAAUCAAUCAUCCCAGUCUCUCUCAUCUGCACCAAUCCCAGCAGCACUUGCAGCUAGGGGCACAGGUCAUCACCAUGGUAACCAAAAUCAAUCCUUCUCGUCUCUCCCUUCUGCACCAAUCCCAGCAGCACCUGCAGCAAGAGGCACAGGUCAUCACCAUGGUAACCAAAAUCAAUCCUCCCAGUCUCCCCCAUCUGCAUCAAUCCCAGCAGCACCUGCAGCUAGGGGCACAGGUCAUCACCAUGGUAACCAAUAUCAGAGGAUAACAUUUGGUGGUCAGGGAUCUGGAAUGGGACAGUUCAAUGGUCCAAGUGGUGUAACAGUUUCAGCUGAAGGGGAGAUCUUUGUAGUUGAUGCUGGGAACAAGAGAAUCCAAGUCUUCACCCUGCAGGGAACAUUUGUCCGCCAGUUCCCAACAGUCGUGCCGGGCGAACAGAGGAUGAAGCCACAUGAUGUGGCCUUGGACGGGGAGGGAAAUGUGUGGGUGGUGGGAAACAUGUACAACAGGUUUGCUGUGAUAUACAACAAACAAGGCAGGGGGCUGAGGAAGUUAGACCUACCUUGGGCAAAUUGGCAGAGAGAAUCUGCAGUAUGUGCUAACACCAGGAGGAACAACAUCCUCAUUGCACAAACCAAAGGAGAAUGGGGCAACCUACGUGGGGAAGUGUUAGUGUUCAAUACUGAUGGCACACUCGUGAGAACUGUGGGUCAGCAGCAUGGGAUGAAGUAUCCACGGUACAUCACCGUGGAUGAGAAAGGGAGGAUUCUUGUGUCCGAUUGUGGCAAGCACUGUGUUUUUGUGUACAACGAGGAUGGACAACUCUUUUUCCAGUUUGGCGGCGAGGGGAGUGGUAAAGGCCGGUUGUACAACCCCCAAGGCAUCUGUACAGACAGGGCAGGUAACAUCAUGGUGGCAGACAGUGGGAACAGCUGUGUGCUGCUGUAUGACCAGACAGGCAGAUUCAUCAGACACGUCAGGACUAACAUGGAGGGAGCACGGACUGUUGCUAUAGCAACACAGGGUCAGCUGGUGGUGACCUUUUGGAACCACACAGUUUCUGUUCUUCAGAUCUACUGAGUUAGAGUCAGUGUGGUGAAACUUGA
Molecule: messenger RNA, 2078 nt
Organism: Branchiostoma belcheri (Belcher's lancelet)
Lineage: Eukaryota; Metazoa; Chordata; Leptocardii; Amphioxiformes; Branchiostomatidae
Product: tripartite motif-containing protein 3-like
Exons: 1
Coding region: 4-2052 (682 amino acids)
Biological process (GO): negative regulation of translation; protein polyubiquitination; proteasome-mediated ubiquitin-dependent protein catabolic process
Molecular function (GO): translation repressor activity; ubiquitin protein ligase activity; zinc ion binding
Source: RefSeq, a predicted model, not a curated record